AUGAAUUCAACGAGUCAGAGAAAAGUUUUCGUAUUUGUAAUUGAAGCUGGAAUCAAGUUGGAAGCAAAAAAUUCGACUAUAUGUACAGCUGCCAUUUUGACGUACCGGGUAUUGAGGAAAAGUGCUGCUGCUCGGUUAUGUCCUUAUACCAUUGCUUCAGCAUGCCUUUUAUUAGCGGCUAAAGUGGAAGAAGACGAUUUGGUUAAAACAAGGGAUGUCGUGAAUGUUGCUUACAGUAUACUUCAUCCUCUUGCACAAACCUUGCAACUUGAUGAAGAAUCUUGGGCUUUACGGACGAGUUUUUCACGAAUGGAAUAUAUUGUAUUACGGUUAUUGAAAUUUCGGUUAACUGUAGAUAAUCCACAUAAGUAUUUGCUGCACUACAUCUCCUCCCUUAUGCACUGGUGUCCGCAUGAGUUCGUUAAUUACCAUAUCGGAACCAUAUCUUUCAUUGUAUUACGUGAUGCGCAUGCAGAUCCCGACUGGAUACUUUCUCAUAGUCCACAAACAAUCGCUAUUGUAUGCCUUGGUGUUGCUCUUCGUUUAACUAAGGUUUCAAUUGGAGUUCGUUGGUACUCAGUUUUUUACUCAUCUAUGACGAAGUCGAAAUUACGACGCUUGGAAGAAGAACUGAUAGAACUGAUAGCUAAAGAACAGGAAUGA
Messenger RNA from Thelazia callipaeda (thelaziosis nematode), 663 nucleotides. The record is from the annotation of a GenBank genome assembly. Lineage: Eukaryota; Metazoa; Nematoda; Chromadorea; Rhabditida; Thelaziidae.